UAAUCAAGUACAAGGGAGGAGCGAAAAACCCGCAGACACUCGGCCCUCCGUGGAAUGAGUUUGACACGUGCCGUUUUUGUACCAGAAAAAAGGAGCGAGUGAGAUGUCUCGCUUCCUCUUCUGUCUCUGGACUUGACUUUCACAAGUUUGAAGUAGUCAACUGGUUGGGACUUCCUAUGGGUUAAGGAAGGAUCACAUAAUUCCAUCCAGGUCAUCAGGAGGGAUCAGCCAAUGAAUUAUACUCCUGAGUAAACAGUCCAUAACUGAAGCGGGCAGUAAAUCAGCAACCUUGUCUUUAUACCUGUUCAGACAACACACUCCAGGUGGCAGUAAACACCCUUGACUACUUUAAAAGAGAGAAAGCCCUCAAUGGUGCUGCCCAUUAUGGCACAGCUGCAAAGAAAGGACCCCUAUGUGGUAGGCCUACCUGCGAUGUUCAACACCUGGGGCGUAUUCAUUAUGCCGUUUCUGUUGCAAAACGUUUCUUAAACAAAACAGGAUCUACCUGAAUUUGUUCAAUAGAAACUCUCGUUUUAGUUGCAAAACCAUUUUGCAACUGUUUGGACUAUUGAUUACUCCCCUGCUUACUUCCGCAUUUGGUCUGAUUGGUCCAUUGCGUUUGCGUAGCACAUGGAGAUGUGUGAAACUCACUCCUCAGCCUGAAGUGUACCCAAUUGCGAAUCAGGAGGAAGUGGUACUCGUUAAGCAAGCAGCGUGACAUUCGUUACAAAUGGUGCCUUGACUCGGAUCUGCAGUUGCACUCAGCUCAACGCUAGGGUCGCUGUGGAGUAAGUUUGAGGGGUGAAUGCCGAAUAACUAGCUUUUUGCGUGGCACGACUGGCAAGACACUUCGGGAGAGCGGUCACGUGUGCUAACAAGGCAGAGGUCCUGGUUUCGAGCCUCGGUGUGAGGCUAACCAGGAGUAAGCAGUACUCGAUAAGCAGGCAGCGUGAUAUCCGUUACAUAUGGCCAUGACUCACUUAUCUACUUCCCUUCAAUAAUUUGAAAGGGAAUGACUGGUAUAAGAAAUAUGGUGGAAACUCCCACUAGCCUAGCCCAUGGCCACGUCCCAAAUGGCACAUUGUUAGCUACCUUUAUAGUUAGCUACUUUUGACAGGAGCCUUAUGGGCCCUGGUCAAAGUAGUUCACUAUAUAGGGAAUAGGGUGCCAUUUGAGAUGGAACCCAUGUCUCCACCAAGCCAAUGCUUUUAGAUUUGUGUGCCAUUAUCUUGUCUGCCAGUCAGCUAUCCAUGGUCCACACAACGCUGCCUACGUACUUCCUUUGGUUAACCUGUUUCCAUGCAUCAAUCUGGGGCACAGAGACUUGCAGGUUUGUGUCAAGUUACCGAACACCUUUUCCUCAGCAACGGCAGAGCUGCAAAUGAUAAGGCCAUCAUAUCUCAUUUCAACAUCACUUGCAUCAUCAAUGCCACACAAAACAUCACAAACACUUCCACUGCAGAGGUGGAAUAUGUCCAUAUACCUGUUACAGACUCUCCAUCUUCGCCUCUGAGUGAGUUCUUUGAUGAGGUAGCGGAUAAAAUCCAGCUCGUUGGGGAGCAGUGUGGACGCACAUUGGUUCACUGCAAUGCAGGUGUGAGUCGCUCAGCUACGUUAUGCUUGGUGUAUCUAAUGAAAUACCAUGGAAUUACACUUUUGGAGGCCCACAAAAAGGUCAAAUCUUGUCGACCUAUUAUUAGGCCAAACAAUGGAUUCUGGAAGCAACUCAUCCAGUAUGAGCGCAAGCUCCGUGGUGAUGCCACGGUCACAAUGAUAACUUCCCCCAUGGGUGAAAUACCUGACAUUUAUGAAGAGGAGACCAGAGAUAUGCUUCCUCUUUGACCUUCACUGUUAAAAUGAUUGUCAACCCAAUUGUAAAAAUGCAUUACUACUAUGUUUUAUAUCCAGUAUGUUGAGUUGAACUGGAAGUGGUCCUCUCAAAUGUUGUAUUUGUAAACUUUAUGAUUCUGAAUAAAAAAUUACACUUGUA
Molecule: messenger RNA, 1990 nt
Organism: Coregonus clupeaformis (lake whitefish)
Lineage: Eukaryota; Metazoa; Chordata; Actinopteri; Salmoniformes; Salmonidae
Product: dual specificity protein phosphatase 18-like
Exons: 2
Coding region: 1300-1842 (180 amino acids)
Biological process (GO): protein dephosphorylation
Molecular function (GO): MAP kinase tyrosine/serine/threonine phosphatase activity
Source: RefSeq, a predicted model, not a curated record